This is a messenger RNA of Cinara cedri, 3171 nucleotides long. Lineage: Eukaryota; Metazoa; Arthropoda; Insecta; Hemiptera; Aphididae. The record is from the annotation of a GenBank genome assembly.
AUUCUUGUCGGACAGUUGCUAUCACCAUGACUGCUAACCUCAAAUUAGUCGUAAUCAGUUAUCAGUCAACCUCGUGUUCAUUGUUCACAUAUCUGUACUCGUGUUCGUGUAACCGUGUUUAAAUAAACUUCAUUUAUAAACAUCAAUAUUCAAAUACCUAGAGGUCCUUAUCUGACUUUUUAGUCUUUUCUGCUGUGGUGUUGAAUGGUAAGUACGUGAAGUGACAUUCAUCAGUAAAUUAUAGCAUAUAUUUUUGAAAAUUGCUGACUGUUAAACGUAAUUGUUUGUCUACUAAUUGCAACGGUAUAUUUCGACCAUUAGGUAUGUACUUUUCAAUCACCUACCUAUUAUCUUUAAACAUUACUAACUAUCCAGCAAUGUUUAGAUAAUUAUGUUACUAAAUAAUUAUGUAUUCCAAAUAAUUUCUAACGCUUAUUGUUUAUUAAUGUUACUGGAGUCCUGUUAGUGUAACAAUAGCAAAAAAUGUAUAGAUUCAAAGAUAUAUCUAUGACAGUUUCAUUUAAUACCAUAGAUACCUGCACAAUAGGGCUGUUAUUUAUUUCAAAUUAGAAGUCGGGACAUUCAAUUUUAAGGGGCAUGUACACAACUCCCAAAAUUUUCUUUUAUAUUUGUUAUUUUAUUUAAAUUAUUGGAAUGUUUUAACAAUCUAAAUAUUAGUAGAUUAUACAAAUUAUUACUGCCUCCUGUAAAAAUUUUUUUUUUCGUCUAUUAUACUAGUAGGUAUACCCACCUAACUAUCAAAUCAAUUCUUUUUCAGAACAUAACAUAUAAUUAAAUUUUAUUACUUGUUUAUGGAUUAUACCUUUUAUGAUAAUCUCAAUUCUUUGUGUAUUAUAUCCAUAUCUAAUAAAACAUUAAUCAUCCCUUUUCUUCUUAUUAAAUUAAAAAAAACAAUUGAAAUAACAGUCAUUUUUUAGUAUCACAACCACGGUUAAUAAUAAUAAUAUACGAUUAGAUUAGGUACUUAUGGCGACUAGAAAUUAUAUAAAUGUAAAAUUAUCUGCUUGAAAAAGUUUAUAAAUAUAACAAAAUACCCAAUGGCUAAAAAUUAUUUCUGAAACAAAUUGUAAAUAUCCAAAAUUUAAGCUUUUGAAGAUACAGAACUUAUUAAACUGGUAUUAUUUACUGUCCUGGCAGGAUAUCUAAAAUACUGGGGAAAAACUGCAAUACAAAAUCAUCUAAAUAAAUGUUCUAACUUUGGAGUUGUGGAAUGUUAACAGUCAACAAACUUGCAUUGCCUCUAAGCUGUGACAACCAAUGUUCAAAGGAAUGCAAUAUUGAUUUGUUUAAUAAAACACACUAUAGUAUUUACAAAAAAAAAAGCAACAUAAAAUUAUUACCAUAACCUUAAAACUAAUAAUAAUAAGCGCCAUUUUUGUUUGCACCAUUAUUUUUAAAACGUUAAAUCCCUAAUUUUGAACAAAAAAUUUAAAAAUCUGGUUGUAUCAAAACUGAAAUAAUUCCGAGGUGGAUUUCAAUAGCUAUAAACUUUCUCUGGAUAACAAACUAUUUUGCAAAACGCAACAUAAAAAUUGUUUCAGUUGUUUUUGAGUCUAUUAAUUGUAUACAAAUACAUCUGUUUUUAUAUAUAUAUAUUUAUAGAAAAGGUAUUUUAUGAGAUGGGUUUUAAUAUAUUUUUUUUAUAAUGUGUUAUAGUUACCGAUAUCCACUUAUAGUAUGGAACCUGACGUUAAGACUGAGAAUGGAACUAUUGAAAUGGAACCUACAGCAGCUGCAGCCGUAACUGAAACUGUGGAACCCACAGUUAAAAUCGAUAAACCAAUAAUUUCUGAGCCACAAAUUGAUGCGAAAAUUGUCAAGCAGCUUGAAUAUUAUUUCAGUGAUGCUAAUUUGCCGUACGACAAAUUUUUACAAAACGAAAUUAAAACUGACGGUGGUUGGGUGAAAAUCAGUGUAUUAUUGACAUUCAAAAGAUUAGCAAAUAUUUCAAAUGACAAAGUGGUUGUUGCUUCUGCGAUUAAAAAUGCUUCUAAUAGUUUAUUAGAAACUGAUGAAACAAAUGAAAAAAUCAGACGUAAACCUGAUCAAGUUGUACCAGUUGCAGAUCAAGAAUUCUUGAAUGAAAUGAUUGAAAGGUCUAUUUAUUGUAAAGGUUUUCCUAAAACCGCCACUAUGGACGAUCUUUUGGAAUUUGCUGCUACCUUUGGCGAUAAAAACAUUACAAAAGUCACUCCUCGAAGACUCAAAACCAAAGAGUUCAAAGGUUCUCUUUAUUUUACAUUUAGUACUAAAGAGCAGGCUGAAAUUUUUUUAAAUCAAAAGUCUGUUAAAUACAAUGGUGUUGAAUUAGAACGAAGGUGGGAAAAAGAUUUUCUCGAAGAGAAAAAAAAAGAAUAUGUAGAGAAAAUAGCAAAAAAAGAUGAAAAAAUAAAAGCUGAAACUGAAAAAUUUUUUAAAAAAGGUUAUUUACUCAAAGCGGAUAAUGUUGAAGAAUCUGUUACUGUCGACAAGAUUAAAGAACUUUGUAGUUCGUAUGAGUGGGAGGUAGCUUUUGUGAAGAUUGUUGAUGAUCAAAAAAUGGCAUGGAUUCGAUUUAAGCCUGUUAAAACUGCUAAGGAACUGUUGGAGGAAAUUGGUGAUAAGGAAAAUGAUCUAAAAAUUGUCUUUUCAAUACCUGAGGAAGAGAUUGAACAAACAGUAUUAAAUGAAAUGACUAAAGAAAUGAAAGGUGUGCUUAUCAUGAAGGAUAAAAUGAAAAGGGAAAAAAAUAAGAACAAAGGUGGUAAAAGAUAUAACAAACGAAAAACUGAUGAUGGAUAUUCUAAUAGCAAACGGUCUAAAACAAAUGACAAGUAACUUAUAUAAUUGUAUUUUAAUAUGAUCUAUAUAUGAAUUUAUUACAUUAUUUAAACAUGCCAAAUAAAGACUAAUCAAUUCAAAAUAUGUUAACUUUUAUUUAAUUUUUAAUCCUUAUAUUGUAUAAAUUUCUGUACCUAUAUCCAACAAUUAAACAAAUUCUAAUAUGAAUGCAUUGCCGGUGGUUUUUCGUAAGUAAUCUCCUUAUUUAUUUUUGCUUGACGUUCUCGUUCUAUUCGAAUAGCAUUGAUUCGAGCCAUCUGUGAAAGAUAUUCUAUUAUAACAUGUAUCAUGCAGUUUUUGUACUUCUAUCUACUAUAAUAUUAUUUUAUA